AUUUAGACUAACGAGCUGGGAAUAAGACUUAAUUGCAGUUCGCACGCAGGUGUAUGCUGUGAUCUCCGAGGAUGAACGACCAUAACCCGUUGAUGCAGUCCACGACUAGUGUGACACCAUCAACCGUCAUUCGACGUUAUGAGAAUGGAGAUCCUUUGGAAACACUUGCACGAGAGUGGUCUUGUGCUUCAUGCGCAUGUGUGUUGGGUGUCGUUCAUCUCUCUUUCGGCGUGACACUCACACUCAUCGACAUGAUUACAACUACAGUGUCUAAUACACCAUUCGCCAUAUCAGCAGCAAUCGUAUACAUCAUUACUGCGAUCCUUUGCUUCAUAGCAACAGGACGUGUUGAUCGCUGCACACAGUUUAUGCUCGUGAUAUUCUCCUUAGCAGGACUUGCCAUAUCAUGUGCCAUUUUUGUGGAUAGCGCCAUCGUUCUCAAUUCCACGUGCACUCCAACAAACUACGACGAGAACGAAUUAGUUGUACAUUCAAUGAUGGUCAUUAUCUGUUUGACCGAACUUCUCACCUGCUUCUGCACAAUGCUCGUCUGCUUCCGCUCACUGCGUGGGGCAGUAGCCGUCUCGAAAGCAUAUUCUCCUUAUAGCACACUGAUAGUCGGCGACUAUUCGACACUGAAACGGCCGGAACGUAUACUCAGGCCAAAAUUUGCUUAUCUGCCUCGUCGAGCAGCACAAUUAUUGCAGUGA
Molecule: messenger RNA, 710 nt
Organism: Cylicocyclus nassatus
Lineage: Eukaryota; Metazoa; Nematoda; Chromadorea; Rhabditida; Strongylidae
Source: the annotation of a GenBank genome assembly